CAGCGCUGAAGCAGGGGAACUCCCUCCUUGGUCUUUUUCAUAGGGCACAGGACGGACAAAAGAGUGCACCCAGGCUUUCAGCACAGUUGGCCAGUAAAGCCAAAGCUUUCUCAACCGUGAUUUCAUUUCCAGCAGGAUCAAGAGUUUAGUCAGUUUGCAUUUUAUCUUUUACGGUGAGCUGUGCCAUCGAUGGGGUUAGUUAAAAGACGGAGGCACAACAAAUGUGUUUGACUUGGCUGUUCAAAUCUCCAAGUGGAAUUCAGUAGGCAGAGAAAGCUACAGCCUGGCAACUCCUAAAAGAAGACGAGGACACACCCUGAAGGAUGAUAUAUAGAAUACAGUCCAAGGUAACCAUGCAAGCUGGAGGAUACCAAAGGAGCAACGUUGGGCUGUUUAUAUUGGGUUUACUGGUCAUGUUGGAGGUCUGCAGGGUCCAUGGCUGUCGAGUUGGCUCAGGGUUAGAGUGUGAGAAAGCCCCUUUUGUCCCGGGCCACAACCUGGCAGGGGAGGGUUUUGAUGUGGUGCGGAUGCGUCGAACGGGGGCAUAUGUCAUCAAUGUCAAAGCUCAUCUGGCUGAAAACCACACCUGUACACUCUGUCCAAAUCGCUUCCAAAAAGGACAGAUUCAGAGGCUCCCAGCUGCGGUGCUUGACUGGCGUCCGUUCAGCCGCUGCAGUAAGCAGCUUUCUAGUGCCCUCCACCACUCUGUGGAUUCCCUGCUGCGCAGCUCCAACUCCCUGGUUAGCAACAACUGGGGCCUGGGCUUGAGUUUAGAAAAUAUUGGCAAGGCAGUGCUUGGAGGAAGCCGCUCAGACUUGGCCAAGUUUGCUCGGUCACAGCACAGCGUGGACAAGGCCACUUUUGCCAUCCAUGAAAUCAGUUGCACCUACUACAGCUACAGGCUGGCUGAUCACCCCCAGCUGAGCACAGAGUUCACAAAGCAUCUGAAAAGACUUCCACAGAGCUUAAAUACAAGCCAGAACAGAGCCUUAUAUAGACGUCUGAUAGACACCUACGGAACACACUACAUACACCAGGUCCAGCUUGGUGGUAAGGUGAGGCGAAUCACUGCAUUCAGGACCUGCCUGGCCACACUGAAGGGUUUCUCCGAGUCCGACAUCAAAAACUGCUUGAACGUUGAACUCCGAAUGGCUCUUGGUUUCCUCCCUGGCAAUGCAUCCUUCUCCAACAAGUGUGAGAACCUCCUGAAGGGUAACAUGAGCAUGGGCUUCUACCAAGGCUUCAUGACCCAUAAGAUUGAGGUUAUUGGAGGGGAGAGGUACUUCCCCGACAUCCUCUACCAGGAGGACCCAUCUGAAGCGUACCAGAGCUGGAUGAGCAGCCUCCACGACAACCCUGAUGUGGUUUCUUACGGCAUCUUCCCUUUGCAUCAUCUGGUGGAGGACUCACAGAUCAGUGCUAAUCUGAGAAGCACUGUCACAGAGUAUAUUAAAGAUAACCAGCUGCAGGAGGACCAGGCUAGUCUUAAGAACUGCUCCCCAACUCCCAACCUGGACCAUAACUGCUGUCCUCUGCGGGCUGGCAGAGGAACUCUCAGACUGGAGAUCAACAGAGCUGCAGGUCUGAGGGCAGACACCUUCACCAAAACAGACGCCUAUGUGAAGAUCUUCUACAAUGGCAUGUACGAGGAGACCAAUACGGUAAUGGAUAACAAUGACCCAGAGUGGAAUGUGACUUACGGCUUUGGAUCGGUGGAACUGGGUCAGGCUUUGAGGUUUGAAGUCUGGGAUCGAGAUGUGCUUUACAAUGACGUAGUGGGUAGAUGUGUUGUCUUCCCCGAGCGAGGAACUCACUCUCUUAGCUGUCAGCUGAGCAAAGGAGUUCUCUAUUUCACCUACACCGUCAAAUGUGAUGCUCACUUGACAGGAUUCAGGUGUGGACGAUACUCCCCUAAUGCUGAGUAGAUUAUCAGAUUACAUGUUCAUGUAGAUUUCAGCAGUUUCUUCAUGCAUAAUUUUAAACUUUCAAGUAGCAGAUUUUUCAGGAAGACCUAGUAAGCUGUCAUUUCCCAUGCCUUUUAACCAUAGACUGUAAAAAUAGUGAACGCAGCAGCAGUGACGUCACACAUUGGUUUGUGGACUAUUGUUUUGAACAUGGAUGUAUAGUAAUAAUGGCGAACAAUAUUUCAGUAUUAACUACCCAAAGUAUAAUAUAAUAAAGUAAUUUUGAUGUAGGAUA
Sander lucioperca (pikeperch) is the source of this 2199-nucleotide messenger RNA. RefSeq names its product perforin 1.5 (gene prf1.5). Gene Ontology annotation, cellular component: membrane attack complex. Lineage: Eukaryota; Metazoa; Chordata; Actinopteri; Perciformes; Percidae. The transcript has 5 exons. Gene Ontology annotation, biological process: immune response. The coding region runs from base 324 to 1925 and encodes 533 amino acids. The record is from RefSeq and is a predicted model, not a curated record.